This is a messenger RNA of Bicyclus anynana (squinting bush brown), 7398 nucleotides long. It is a transcript of the gene Grip163, whose product is annotated as gamma-tubulin complex component 6. Gene Ontology annotation, biological process: cytoplasmic microtubule organization; microtubule nucleation; spindle assembly. The transcript has 16 exons. The record is from RefSeq and is a predicted model, not a curated record. Bases 175 to 5136 code for a protein of 1653 amino acids. Lineage: Eukaryota; Metazoa; Arthropoda; Insecta; Lepidoptera; Nymphalidae. Gene Ontology annotation, cellular component: spindle pole; equatorial microtubule organizing center; gamma-tubulin complex. Gene Ontology annotation, molecular function: microtubule minus-end binding; gamma-tubulin binding.
UAUUUUUAUAAUUUAAUUCGUUUUGUUUGACGGUUGCACUGCAGUUCUAUUCCAAUAAAAUUUUUGAUUAAACAUUAAAUAUAAUAAAAUGAUGAUAGGUGUGCACUUGAACUGAAGAAAGUCUAAAAUAAUGGACUUAUUAUAUUGAUAAAGUUAAGUAGAAACACCUAAAACAUGAAUUUUCAUUCGAAAUUCAGUCCCGAAAGCGCCGGGGUGUAUGAAUUAAUCACAAAGCUUUGUGAAAACACAGCUGCUGAAUAUUGUGUUCAAAGCAGAGUGUCCCAAAAAGCAUUGACUGCAAAACUGCGUUCUCAAGCUUACGAAAUAAUUUUGAAGAGGUCACCCUCAGAAAUUCCAGAAUCGAGUGUGGAUCCUGUAAUAGAUCUAUUAUCUCACUACUUCGUAUCACAACAAACUGCCAAAAAUGUCGCGGAAUACAAAAGAUCGAUUAAACUGAAGGAACUUGUAAACACAAUUCGUUGUAUGGAUUUUGGCGAUAAAACUGAAUAUGUUCACCAAGUACUGAAGUUGUUGAAUUGCUUAAAAAAUUCUGUGCCACAAGAUUUGUCCACUGAAAUGUACCAGAAUCCUUUUUCUUUUGGACUCCUCAAUGAAAUGUUACCAAAACCAAAAAUUGAAGUUUUUGGAUCACCUGAGCCCUAUCCAUACUACCCACAGUAUGUGUUUGAGCUACCUUACUCUGUCAAAUGUUCAGCGUUUACACCAAACUAUACAUCUCAGUGUAACACGGAAGUCACCAUUGAGCUCUUUAAUUCCAGAGGUGCUCACCCUGAAAAUCAGUCACAAAGUGGAACAGUGAAAACAUUAUUCAGUCCAAUGACACUGCCAUCAAUGACGUCUACAGCAUUUUCUCCAUACUGUGACAGUGUGAUGCUUAAUUUUCCUCAUCUGAAAAAUCCACGAGAUAUACAAAUAUCUUGUUCACAAUCGACUGAAACUAAUGCUAAAGUCACAUUAGCAAGUACAGAGAUGGAGACAAAGGAAGUAUUCCAUAAACCAAACACUGUAGAUAUAUGGGAGUUGGCAUCACAAGUUGAUAAAGACAUACCUGAAGAUAUUUGGGACAUUGUUGCCAAAAUGCCCCAAACCAAAGAAAGGCAACUCAUAUCUACAUCCAUCAGAGAAGUAGCUCUAUGGAGAAAGAUUUACAGAAGUGACUUGCAGGAUCUGAGCGUCAUAUCAGAAAAACAGUUCAUAAGGCAUAUAAUGUAUUUAAUAAUUGGAGUAGAAACUGACUCUUUCAAGUUUAACGAAGAGUCGAAGAGUUUUAAUAUGAAAGAUAACUUAGUUUUGGAGGGUAUAUCUAAAGAACAUUUGAAGUCUUAUGUCGCCCCAUUACUUCUUGUUGGAACAUUUUACAAGCGACUUUCUAAUUUCGCUUUUCACCACACUGCAGAAGAUUAUUUUCAUAGUAAGGGACUUGUUUUUGAGGCCGCACGAGAAGUAAUCAGAAGAUAUCUCUUAGAGUUUCGCUUGCUCGCCACUUCCAUAUACGAAGAGAACUGCAGAAGUACGGAAGAUCUCAACACGAUGCCAACAUUGAUCCAAAUCUUGUAUCACAUCAAACCGCUUCAGUAUGAAAUAGAAACUAUCGCUUCUAUUUAUAAAGUGCUUGACAUAGAUUCGACGUCGAUACCAUUUGGCGCAGAGCUGAUGUCGUAUUUGUUUAAUGAGAUUUCCCUCGUGACACACAAGAGGACGGCACAGAUUCUGUACAACUCCUUGUUUUACAUAUGCAGUGUCUAUUUCAAAUUUAUCGAAAGAUUUAUAUUUGAAGGCGAGAUAGACGACAAUUAUGGCGAAUUCUUUAUACGGAAGGACGCCUCAUUUGUGAACUCCCGUUCCAAAAGAUAUUGGGACAAAGGUUUUCACAUCACCUGCGGUGUUGCUAUUCCGGAUUUUUUGAGACAAUUGACCUCUAUUAUAUUGCUUUGCGGGAAAUCGUUCCGGCUACUGAAACAUUGUAACCCUAGUGAUCCGUUAGUACUUCUCAUAUCAUCAGACCAUCCAUCCGUACGUUGCUGUGCCAGUUUUGAUGAGCUCGAACAACAACAGCAGUUGUUGGACGUUUAUCGGACGAGGUGCUUGUUUGUGACCGGUGAACUGGUCACUUUCGAGCAAAUUCUUUUGAAGCGGGAAGCGGAAAGGAAGGCUUUCACGGAAAUGGCCUCGUUGAAACAAGCUGAAACUAUGGAGAAGAUUGUUGCUGAAAGAAAAAGGUUAGCACAACUCAUUAUAGCAGAGAAGCAACAUUCUUUAAGAGUGUUAGAAGCAGCCAUGGCUGAAGCUAAAGCCGCUAAGAUUAAAGCUAAAAAACGGGAGAAAAAGAUUUGUGAACUAGAAAAAGCUGUUGAAAAAGCCACUGAAGAAGUUGAUUCUAAAUUAAAAGACGAUGAAAGGAGCAAAAUGAUGGAAUAUUAUUCAAAAUUAAAUGUGGAGGUAGAAAAAAGUAAAAUACACACCGAAUGGAAAAUUAAACGUUUACAAUUAGAUCAAACACGAAUGCAACUACUGUCGACAGAAGAAAGAAAUUUAAAGCGAGAAAAGCUGGAGUUGGAACAUCAACGCAAUGAAUCUGUAAUGGCAAUGUCAAUUCAGAGUGAUUUUAAAUCAGAGGAUGAUGUAGAUAACCUUGAUAACAACAAUGGUGAUGUCGAAGGUAACUCUAAAACAACAGAUUCCACGCCUUCUAUUGAAGUAAUUGAAGAGUCCGAAUGUCCUGAUGUUUCUGAACAGAUAAAAAAUAAACAAAAAGCACAAACAUCGUCCGAUGUGUUCAAUGCCAUAUGUAAUGUCGCCAAAAGCUUCUUUGGUGUUUCGAAAUCUAAACCCGAAAAUCCUUGUGAUAAUGAGAUUGAGGUCGAUGCACAAGGAAAUGUUGUCACCACAGAAACUAAUCCUAAGGAUACAGGAACAUCCAGUAAUAUUAUUGGAGCCCAGUUAGAUAAUACCUUUGAUAAUCUACAAUUUUUGGAAAGAAACCAAGAGGCUUUAAAGAACAAACAAAAAGUGUUGUCUCAUGAGUUUGGACAAACUGACACUGAGAAUAAUCGGAUAAGAAAUCCUACAUUAAAACAAUCAUCGCUAGAUGAAGAAAAUAAUAUUGAAGAGGAAUGGUCACCUUACGUCGAAGCUAAAAAGAACAGACAGAAAGUUUUAGACGUUGAAUUUGAUAUAGUCACACAAGAUAAGAUAGUCACAGAACCUAGAACUGAGGCACAAAAAGAAGCUUUGAUCAAUAAACAAAAAGUUCUAGGCGUCGAAUACAAUAUACCAGCUUUAAAAGUUACAACUAAAGAGCCAGUUAAUAUUGCUCAAGAGGAAGCUAUACGGAAUAGGAGUAAAGUUUUGGGCUCAGAAUAUGAAGAUCGUUUGAAUUCAACGAAGAAGUAUGACUCGGCAAGAAAAUCUGGUUUGCGGUUAAACUUGAAACCUUACAGUGAAAGUUCGUUGAAUUUGCAAAAUCUCGCAGUCACUCCGAACCCUGGAGCGAUAACUCCAGGAGAAAUGUAUUCAACGCUCGAUCUAGAAACACCAACAACCGCUGAGAUACCAUUGGACUGCGGCAUGACGAGCGAUGUGUUCACACCGCGCAGUGAAGGAGGCAAAGAUCUUGAGUCUGGCAAAGUUAAACCAGACAAAGAGUUUCUAACCUCAAACGGUUUUAACUUCUCAAUAAUAGUCGAUGAGACAGCUGAAUCUGAAGUCAUUAAUGACGUCCAAAAUGACAUUAGUCCAGAAAAUUCACCUUCUAAAAGCGUUGAUUCAUCCGAUAUACCAAUAUUUAGCAAAAGAACUUCCAUAUUCAACAUUAUAGAUGGAUCAUAUAAUUUAGAAUCAUUCGAUCCGUUCGGGGUGAAACAUUUGCAAAAUUACUCUAAGGAUUACUUUACUAAUAAGUUAAAUGAUGAGGAUUCUUUUUAUACCCAUCCAGCGAUUAUUAUGGAAGAAGUUAAGAAAAGACCUUACAAUAAUAUAUUCGCAUCGCAUCGUGAUAUAGAAAAAGAUGAGAAUAUUUGUUGGGAGAAUAAGGCAACACUGACGGCGUGUUUACAAAGAUCGGUAAUGUUGCCACUCACAUAUCAACUGGAAGUUGUGAAUAAUUCAAUAUUAACUCAUUUUCUGGUAAAUUUGGACCUGUAUGAACAUUUGAGGAGUUUGAAGGAUUACUUCUUUCUGAUGGAUGGAGAGUUUUCUAGAAGCAUUUGUCACAAUUUGUUCACGAAGUUGACGAAAACGCUAAACCCUCAGGAGUUGUUGAAUUUUGCAACUUUGCACAAUAUUUUGGAUAAGGCACUGGGAUCGUCAAUAUCACACGUUCACAAAUUUUCGGAAAACCUCUCUUUCACCAUAACCGAGUCGCCACUCAGCUUCCAACACAGUUCGCCGGACGUCCUGCAAUGUCUGUCGCUUACGUACAGCGUCAGCUGGCCCUUGAACAUUAUCCUGUCACAGGAAGCAUUGCUGAGAUAUGCUAAAGUAUUCCAGUUUUUAGUUAAAAUGAGACGGAUAUUUUGGGUGCUGAGCGAAGAUUUCGAGUCCUUAAAACUAACGGCGAAAUUAUCAAAGCACCAUUCUCGAAAGCUUUUGAAAUCACCGCAAUACAUAUCAGUGCAGAUAUAUCGACACGUGAUAGCGUCGUUGAUAAGGGCUUUGGACAAUUACAUAGUCACGACUUGUAUUUUGACGUCCUGGAUGGAAUUCGAGAAGGAUCUGAAGAAAGCCAGAACACUCGACGACUUGUACGAAUGCCACGUGGUUUACAUCAAGAAGGUUCUCUUCAGGUGUCUCCUGAAUAAAAGGUCGAUGCCUGUAAACAGGAUCCUGAAUGAUAUCUUCACUAUGGCGCUGAAGUUCAGCCGGGUUUUGAAAGCUGGCGAAUGGCAACAAAAGGAGCCCAACGGUUUCUUCACCCACACAAGUUUCGCUCAGCUGCAGGAGUUGUACCACUUGUUCGAGAAGAUUGCGAAGUAUCUUCACAAGGUGAUCACGAGGUUGAUGGAGUUUGGGUAUCAGCGGCAUUUGGUGGAGCUGCUUACAAUGGUGAACCUCAAUGGGUAUUACGAUCCGGAGAAAUCUAAAGAAGACACUAACACCAGUGUACAGUCGACGUGAAAGUGCCUUUGACGACCCCUGGCGCAGGGGUCGUGCAUUAUGGUCCGAUUUGUUUGUUAGCAUUUGACGACCCCUGGCGCAGGGGUCGUGCAUUAUGGUUCGAUUUGGUUAUUAGCCUUUGACGCAGGGGUCGUGGAUUGUGGUUCCUUUUACAUAUUGGGUUUGCACAACAUUAUGUUGCUUUUAAGGGUUAUGGGGUUUUUAGUAGAGAUCCUCUAGUAAAGUAAUACUGCCACAAUAGGGUAGUUAACUCAUAUCAAAUUUAAUAUAAGCAAUAUUAAUUUCGUAUAAUACAUGGAAUAAGGGUCCGAAAUAUAUCGAUAUUAAUUAAUAAAAGUUAAGGAUUUCAUAGAAAACAUUAUUUAAAAAUUGUGUAUUUUUUAUAUUCUUCCAAACAUCAAGUCACACAGUCAAAGGCCCAAAGUCAAAUUCGAGUCUAUAAGGCUUGCUUGAUUUUUUUCGUAAGUACUCCUAACAUAAAUGAACUUUUCGUCCAUUUGUGAAACAUGAAAGGGAAAUAUUGGUAAUGAUUCCAAUAACAUUUUACUAAAAAGUAAUAAAAUAUGAUGUCUUAAUUAAAUUUUAUAAAGAGCAAAACUAACGGUAAGAAUAUAUUAAUAUUAUUCUUGUGUUAUUGUUAAUAUUGUUCUCUUUAUGUUUUCGACUAAUUAAUUUGUUUAUUAAAUAAUGUAUGUUAAAUAAAUACUCACUAGUUAUAUUAAUUAUUAUUUGAUUAUUAAAAAUAUUAUCAUGUUUUCCUAUUAUUAAUCUGUCUAAUCUAAAGGAUAGUGAUAUUUUUCCCACGAAUAUUAUAGCAACACUGUUUAUAGUUUGUAAAGUAAAGUAGGCAUUUUUCCUUGUGGGCGUUUGCAUUAAAAAAUAUGGCAACGUAUAUUUGAACACAUAAGUACGUUCCGAAAAUCAAUAUAGUAAAUCUGUUCCAGGAUGUUUGGUUUCAAUGUAGUUAUAAAAUAAGAGACCAAGCAUGUAUAAACUAAAUUCGUUCAUUUUUAGGCCGGCUACAUACACUCGUUUUCCUAAUGCGUUAUUUUGAUUUGGAAUUCCGUGAGACUAUCGCAGGCUUUACGUUUUUCUACAUUCGGAAUGUAUAUUAACGCAAGGUCUCGCAUUCGUUACGUACGCGCGGAAUAUUUUUCGUUCGGAAAAAAGCAGACGCACGCGACUUUGUCCGCUAGUACAAAAUUCAGGCUUGGAAUUCAGUUUAUCACAAAUGGAAUCAAAAAAACCAUGGAUUUUCCGGGAUCAAAAGAUCAGCAUUAAUUCAGAAAAUCUAUAUCCAUUCCAAAUUUCAGCCAAAUCGCUUCAAUAGCCGUAGCGCAAAAGAGUGACAAACAUACACAGUUACACACAAACUUUUGCCUUUUUAAUAUUAGUGAUUGAUUUCAUGUCAAAAGGGAUACGGAAACGAAAAAUGGAAAACGAAUGUAUGUGGCCGGCCUUACGGUCUAACCCGCUGUCAAACGCUUGUUCGAACAUAUUGUAAAAUCACAGAUUAACAAUAUUGUAAAAUUACAGACUUCCAAUAUUGUAAAAUCACAGACUUCCAAUAUUGUAAAAUAACAGACUUCCAAAAGUCGACAAACUGUAAACUAUAAACAAAACAAACAGUAAACGUAAUACAUACAUAUUUGUAAUGUGAUUGUGAUCGGGGAUAUUAUCAUCUCCCUAGAUCUAGAAUAUGAUAAAAUUCUAUUAACUUUUCUAGAGCGCAACUGUCCAGUGUCGUAAAAGUACAAAAUAAAUGAGUCAUAUUUUUUUUUAAACAGUUACAUUUAAAUUUAAAUAAAUUAUAUCGCACAUUACCUUCCGCAAGAAUCGCUGUCGUGCUUUUAACUUUGAAAAAAAAAAUGGCGUGGACGUUCGGAAAUUUUAUAAGUCUUGUCACUUUGACUUAACUUUGAUUAAUAAAUAAAUGUUUCGUCUAUUGUUGUCUAACUUCAUUAAUAUUAUUAUACUACGAAAGAGAGUUUGAAUUUCGUUAUAUUUUACGCUGUGUAACAGUUUAACAUGAAGCGAUUUUGUUUACAUUUGAAUAUUUUUUUAGCCUAAUUAAUGUUAAUUGAAUACUUAGUUGUUUAAUUAGUUUGUUUGCCAUGUAUUGAUGAUUAAGUAGUUACUUAUUAAUUAUUGAUUGUAGGUAUGUUUGUGAAUUUAAUUAAAAGUUAAUUGUUUUGUAAAGAAGCCUAAAUGUUUUGUAUGUUUGUCUUUUUUAUUCUUUUUAAAAUAAACGUUAAAACUAUA